Gracilinanus agilis (Agile Gracile Mouse Opossum) is the source of this 1104-nucleotide messenger RNA. Its product is annotated as skin secretory protein xP2-like. The transcript is spliced from 7 exons. NCBI's taxonomy places the organism in Eukaryota, Metazoa, Chordata, Mammalia, Didelphimorphia, Didelphidae. The coding region runs from base 1 to 1104 and encodes 367 amino acids. The record is from RefSeq and is a predicted model, not a curated record.
AUGACAGGCCUUCCUUCCCUGGCCUCUGACCCAUCAGAGGGGCCACUUCCUCCAGCUCGGGGGCCUUUUAUCUCCCAGCUGUCCCACACAGGGACCCCUCCACCAGACUGCAGGCAUCGCUGGGGGAGCUGGCUGGGAGCAGCCGGGCCGGCCCAGCCUAGCCAAGGGAGCGAGGUGAAGCCCAAGCCGGCUGCACACGUCUGGCGUGACAUCAGGCGGCCACAGGACGGCCAGCUCCCCCUCUGUCCGGCCACCCCUGCCACACGGGGCGCCCGCCCUGGCCUAACCGGGAGGAAAUCCCUGCAGGAGAUCCUAGCAGAAGCUCUGCCCUUAAUCCAAACUCCCCUGGAGGGACCAGUGGCCUUCUGUGGGAAGAGCCCGGCCCAGACUCAGGGCCCCUGGGUGAAGGCCAGUCAUGCUGAUCGCCAGAGCAAAGGCCCGGACCGAGGUGCCACAAGAAGACUAAAACGGAGCCUCUGGAGCUGCUCCGGGGAGAGAGGGAGGGAGCAAGGGCUGCUGCACCGUUUUGGCAGUGAAAGGGACAGCGCCGGCCUCCUCCCUGCACCCCCCGGGUCCGAGGGCGUCCGCAACCAGGUCCAUGCCCGGGCCCGGCGACAGGGGCCCCGGCAAGGGCGCUCCGGCAUCUUCUCUUGCACCCCCAGCGCCCAACCCGGAGCCCGCCCCGCCACCCGGGCCACCCCUGACUCUGGCUCUCCGGCUCCCCUCCCGCCUCGGGCCCGGCCCGCACUCACCGGCCGCUGGAGACCGCCGGACUCGCGGCCAGACAGGAGACGCAGGGACGCGGCAUGCACCGGCUCGGGCUCGGGCCCGGCCCCGGCCCGGCCCCGCUCCAGCGCCGGCUCCCAGUCCCGACUGCAGCACACCCCAGCGGAGGCCAGCAGAGGCGCGCCGAGCCGAGCGAGCGAGCGAGCUAGCGAGGUAGCGCAACCUAGCCGAGCCCCCGAGCCGCGCGGCGCCGCCCCCAGACCGCCCGAGCCCAGCCCAGCCCAGCCCAGCCCUGCCCAGCCCUGGCAGCCUAGCCCGGCCCCGCGCGGCGCAGCGCAGCACAGUCGGGCCCAGCGAAGCGCAGCGCAGCCGGGCUAG